GAACAACAUGAAGAGGACCUGACCGAGUACAGGAGAGGAGAAGAGUGCGGUCGCACCUCUGGUAAGUUGGGAAGCGAUUGUCAGAUUCAGCAUGGAGAGGUAUUUGUCCACCCCACCGGAUGGAGGCUAUGGCUGGGUUGUGGUGACCUCGGCCUUCUUCAUCAUGGGCCUCACUGCUGCUGUUCACAAGAACUUUGGCUUGUUUUUCCUCGAAAUCCAAAAUCACUACAGUGUCCUUACUAGCACUACCUCAUGGAUGACCUCAACCACCAUUGCUGUGUUUCAUUUGGGAGCUCCUCUUGCCAGUGCUCUCAGUAUGCACCUGUCCCAGCGCAGCGUUAUCAUGGUCGGAGGGCUUCUGGCUACCUCAGGAAUGAUUAUCGCCUCUUUGGGCCUCAGUCUGCCUUGGAUGUAUCUGUCUGUGGGUGUACUGCAAGGACUUGGAAUCUCAUUUUCUUGGAUACCAGCCAACAGCAUGGUCAACCAUUACUUCAAACGCUGGCGCCCCAUUGCCUAUUCGAUUGCUAGUUCUGGAGAGUGUGUCUUUGCGAUGGGGUUCAGCCCAUUUUUCCAGUGGCUUAUCGACAGCUAUUCUUGGCAGGGGUCUCUACUCAUCAUCGGUGGUCUUCAGCUGAAUCUGUGUGUGUGUGGUGCUCUGAUGAAGCCCCUUCAAACCUCUAUCCCAGGCAAACUUGUGCUGGACUCAAAAGAUGAAAGCAGGACAUCAAAAAAAGGCACAUUCCAGUGGGAUCUCAUUCAGAGGCCUGAGCUGCUGCUAUAUAUUGUGUUUGCCAUCUUGUCUGCAGCGGGUUUCUUCAUCCCACCUUUGUUUCUGGUGCCGUAUGCCAACAGUUUGGGCAUGGGGCAGUACUGGGCCGCCUCCGUUCUGUCAAUGCUGGCAUUGGCGGACCUGUUGGGCAGACUGGCAUGCGGUUGGCUGGCUAACCUGCGACUCGUGAGAAACCUGCAGCUGUUGACUAUGGUGGUCACUGCACUGGGGGUGGUGCUGUUCCUGCUGCCCAUUGCACAGAGCUACUGGACCAUCCUGGUCUUCUGCUCGUUCUAUGGCUUCCUGUUCGGCUGUGUGGUGGCCAUCCAUGUGACGAGUAUCGUGGAUAUUGUUGGACUGGAUGGGUUUGACAGCUCUCUGGGGCUCUUCAUGCUGUUCCGGAGCUCUGGAGGAUUUGUGGGUCCACCUGCUGCAGGCUGGCUGGUGGACUGGACUCAUGACUUCGGUGCUGCUUUCUACUUGUCUGGCGUCUGCCUUGUUUUGUCUGCGGUUUUUGUGGUUCUUGUUGACAGGCUGGUGGAGAAGAAAAAACCCAAACUACCAGAUACAUGUACUGAGACUACAGAUCAUCCCAUGCAUAAAGCGGACUCUGCAGAUGUUUAAAAGCCAUUGAUGAUAAUUUACCAGUGUUUUACUUUU
This is a messenger RNA of Rhinichthys klamathensis goyatoka, 1429 nucleotides long. RefSeq lists its product as uncharacterized. Bases 92 to 1393 code for a protein of 433 amino acids. Lineage: Eukaryota; Metazoa; Chordata; Actinopteri; Cypriniformes; Leuciscidae. The transcript is spliced from 5 exons. Gene Ontology annotation, molecular function: monocarboxylic acid transmembrane transporter activity. Gene Ontology annotation, biological process: transmembrane transport; monocarboxylic acid transport. The record is from RefSeq and is a predicted model, not a curated record.